CCCACACGGCGCGCGGCCCCGGGCAACCGGCGCCACACAACAAGAUGGCGGGCGCGUCGCCGGACGCCUGAGGGGACGGGCUGCGCGUCUCCGACCGCUCGUCCCGCGGCCUGCUCCGCUCGGCUCCUCGGCGGUUUUGAUGGACAUCUGGCCUUAUUCUUGCCAUGAAGAAAGGUUCUCAGCAAAAGUUUUCGAAAGCAAAGAUGCCACCAUCAUCUCACUCUCCUAGUCCACCAUCCCUUACGUCCAAUAUGAGAUCUAGGUCACUUUCGCCUCUAAGUGGAUCUGAGACUCUGCCUUUUCAUUUUGGAGGACCGUGGCAUGAGCAAGUUGAGAUUACAGAUGAAAGCACAGUGGUUUUAGACUACCAAGACCAUAAAGAAGCUGAUUCACAUGCAGGAGUCCGAUAUAUUACAGAGGCCCUUGUUAGAAAACUUACUAAACAGGACAAUUUGGCCUUGGUAAAAUCUCUGAACCUUUCACUUGCUAAAGGUGGUGGCAAGAAAUUCAGGUGUAUCGAAAAUUUGGAAAAAUGUGUUAAACUUGAAGUACUGAAUCUCAGCUAUAAUCUAAUAGGAAAGAUUGAGAAAGUGGACAAACUGUUAAAAUUACGUGAACUCAACUUAUCGUAUAACAAAAUCCGCAAAAUUGAAGGCAUAGAAAAUUUAUAUAAUCUGCAAAAGCUGAACCUUACAGGAAAUGAAAUCGAACAUAUCCCAGUAUGGUUAGGGAAGAAGUUAAAAUCUUUGCGAAUCCUGAAUCUGAAAGGCAACAAGAUAUCAUCGCUCCAAGAUGUAAGCAAGUUGAAACCACUUCAAGAUUUGACUUCUCUGAUCCUACUUGAAAAUCCAGUUGCGACCCUUCCUCAUUAUAUCCAGUUUACCAUUUUUCACCUUCGCUCAUUGGAAAGUUUGGAAGGUCAGCCAGUAACUAGUCAGGACAGACAAGAAGCUUUUGCGAGAUUCAGUUUAGAUGAGGUAGAAAGACUGGAAAGAGACCUGGAGAAGAAGACAAUGGAAACUGAAGAGCUUAGGAGUGAGCAGACAAGGUUCCUUGAGGAAAUUAAAAGUCAGGAUAAAUUGAACAAAUCACUGAAAGAGGAGGCCAGACUACAAAAACAGAGCUAUGAGGAGCUGGAGAGUAACCUAAACACCAAAAAUGAAUUGCCCUUGUCUUGGUUUCUUGCAGAGCAUUUUCUGCCGAUUCUUUAUUCUUCCUUAAAGCUAAAACAGAAGACCAUGGAACUAAUGCGAGCAUGUCAGAAACAGUAUGAGAUGGAACAGGAGUUGGCCUUUUAUAAAAUUGAUGCCAAAUUUGAACCACUAAAUUAUUACCCAUCAGAGUAUGUCGAAAUUGAUAAAACCCCAGAUGAAAGCCCUUACAUUGGCAAAUCCAGAUACAAGAGAAAUAUGUUCACUACAGAGAGUUAUAUUAUUGCAAAUGCCCAGACAGUAAAGAUCAAGAAGAUGGAGCUAGAUGAAGGGGAACAACUCAGAAAUGAGCACGUGAACUUGGGAGCAUCGCCAACAGACAUACAACUGGAAGACAAAGAAAAAAAAAUAAGUGCAGCACAAACUCGACUAUCAGAACUACAUGAUGAAAUAGAAAAGGCAGAACAACAAAUUUUAAGAGCCACUGAAGAAUUUAAACAACUGGAAGAAGCUAUACAACUUAAAAAAAUUUCAGAAGCGGAGAAAGACCUUCUUUUCAAGCAGUUGAGUGGUAGGAUACAGCUUCUCAAUAAAUUACGCCAAGAAGCUGUGGAUCUAGAAACACAGAUGGAAAAGCAAAGGCAAGAAAUUGGUGAAAAGCAGAAUGAGAUCAAGGACCUGGAAAUAGUCACAGAUAGCCUGGAUUCCAGAGACCCAAAACAUUGCCAUAUGAAGGCUCAGAAAAGAGGUAAAGAACAACAACUUGACAUUAUGAACAAGCAGUACAAACAGCUUGAAAGCCGUUUGGAUGAGAUACUUUCUAGAAUUGCCAAAGAAACUGAAGAGAUUAAGGACCUUGAAGAACAGCUUACUGAAGGACAAAUAGCCGCAAACGAAGCCCUGAAGAAGGACUUAGAAAGUGUCAUCAGUGGGUUGCAAGAAUACCUGGAGACUGUCAAAGGUCAGGCCCGUCAGGCCCAGAAUGAGUGCAGAAAGCUACAGGAUGAGAAGGAGACAUUGCUGCAGAGAUUGAGUGAGGUCGAGCAGGAGAGGGACCAACUGGAAAUAGUGGCCAUAGAUGCAGAAAAUAUGAGGAAGGAGCUCGCAGAACUGGAGAAUGCCCUCCAGGAGCAGCAUGAGGUGAAUAUAUCUCUGCAGCAGACCCAGGGAGAUCUCAGUGCCUAUGAGGCUGAGCUAGAGGCUCAGCUGAAAAUACGGGAUGCUGAAGCCAACCAGCUCAAGGAGGAGUUGGAAAAACUUAGAAGGUUGAGCCAGUUAGAACAAUCGGCCCUUCAAGCAGAGCUUGAGAAGGAAAAGCAAGCCCUUAAGACUGCUGUCAAAAAAGCCCAGCUCUCAGAAGGAAAGGACCAAGAAAAUAGUGAGCUCCGCACACAACUCCAACAGCUGCAGGAUGACAAUGACCUAUUGAAACAGCAACUUAAAGAUUUCCAGAGUCACCUUAACCAUGUGGUUGAUGGUUUGAUUCGUCCAGAAGAAGUGGCAGCUUGUGUGGAUGAGCUAAGGAAAAAACUGAAGUCAGGAGCUGGGGAAAUGAGAAUCCAUACUCCUUCAGAUGUCUUAGGGAAAAGUCUUGCUGACUUGCAGAAGCAAUUCAGUGAGAUCCUGGCACGCUCCCAGUGGGAAAGACAGGAAGCACAAGUGAGAGAGAGAAAACUCCAGGAGGAAAUGGCUCUGCAACAAGAGAAACUGGCGAGCGGACAAGAGGAGUUCAGGCACGCCUGCGAGAGGGCCCUGGAAGCCCGAAUUAGUUUUGAUAAGAGGCAGCACGAAGCAAGAAUCCAGCAGUUGGAGAAUGAAAUUCACUAUUUGCAAGAAAAUCUAAAAAGUAUGGAGGAAAUCCAAGGUCUCACAGACCUCCAACUUCAGGAAGCUGAUGAAGAGAAGGAGAGAAUUCUGGCCCAACUCCGGGAGUUAGAGAAAAAGAAGAAACUUGAGGAUGCCAAGUCUCAGGAGCAGUUUCUUGGAUUAGAUAGAGAAUUGAAGAAGCUAAAGAAAGCUGUGGCUGCCUCUGAUAAGCUGGCCACAGCUGAGCUCACCAUUGCCAAAGACCAGCUCAAGUCCCUUCAUGGAACUGUGAUGAAAAUUAACCAGGAGCGAGCAGAGGAGCUGCAGGAGACGGAGAGGUUCAGCAGAAAGGCAGCACAAGCAGCUAGGGAUCUGAUCCGAGCAGAAGCGGAGAUUGAACUCCUGCAGAAGCUUCUCAGAGAUAAAGAGGAGCAGUUUCGAAAUGAGAUUGAGAAAGUAGAUGUCGGCUCUGGAGGAGCAAAGUCACAGAUGCUGGAGAUGGAGAAACUAAAUGAGACAAUGGAGAGGCAAAGAACAGAGAUUGCUAGGCUGAGGAAUUUACUAGACCUCACCGGGGCUGAUAACAAAGGAAACUUUGAAAAUGUUUUGGAAGAAAUUGCUGAACUUCGACGUGAAGUUUCUCAUCAGAAUGAUUACAUCAGCAGCAUGACAGAUCCUUUCAAAAGACGAGGCUAUUGGUACUUUAUGCCACCACCAUCAUCAUCAAAAGUUUCCAGCCACAGUUCCCAGGCCACCAAGGACUCUGGUGUUGGCCUAAAGUACACAGCCUCCACUCCGGUUAGAAAACCACAUCGUGGACGGCAGGAUGGAAAGGAGAACAGUGGGCCUCCACCUGCCUCAGGAUACUGGGUGUAUUCUCCUAUCAGGAGUGGGUUACAUAAAUCGUUCUCAAAUAGAGACGCAGACAGUGGAGGAGAUAGCCAGGAAGAGAGCGAGCUAGAUGACCAAGAAGACCACCCAUUUGUACCUCCUCCUGGAUACAUGAUGUACACUGUGUUUCCUGAUGGUUCUCCUGUACCCCAGGGCAUGGCCCUGUAUGCACCCCCUCCUCCCUUGCCCAACAAUAGCCAGCCUCUUGACCUUGGCACUGUUGUUUAUGGCCCACCUCCUGUUGGGGCUCCCAUCGUGUAUGGGCCUCCACCUCCCAACUUCUCCGUACCCCUCAUCCCCGUGGGUGUGCUGCACUGCAAUGUCCCAGAACACCAUAACUUGGAGAAUGAAGUUUCUAGAUUAGAAGACAUAAUGCAGCAUUUAAAAUCUGGGAAACGGGAACAGUGCAUGAAAACACCCAAGCUGCAGUCGGAGAAAGAACUCGCAGAGCUGCAGCAUAACAUUGAUGGUCUUUUGCAAGAGAAGAAAGACUUAGAGCAUGAAGUAGAAGAAUUACAUAGAACCAUCCAAAAACAUCAACAGCGAAAAGAUUUCAUUGAUGGAAACGUUGAGAGUCUUGUGAAUGAUCUAGAAAUAGAGAAGUCACUCAAACACCAUGAAGAUAUUGUUGAUGAAAUUGAAUGUAUUGAGAGGACCCUUCUGAAGCGCCGUGCAGAGCUCAGGGAAGCCGACCGGCUGCUGACGGAGGCUGAAAGUGAACUUUCAUGCACGAAAGAGAAAACAAAACAUGCUGUUGAGAAGUUCACUGAUGCCAAGAGAAAUUUAUUGCAAACUGAGAAAGAUGCUGAAGAGUUAGAAAGGAGAGCCCAGGAAACUGCCAUUAACCUCGUCAAAGCCGACCAGCAGCUGAGAUUGCUCCAGGCUGACACGAAGGAUUUGGAGCAGCACAAAAUGGAGCAAGAGGAAAUCUUGAAAGAAAUAAACAAAGUUGUUGCAGCAAAAGACUCAGACUUCCAGAGCCUAAACAAGAAGAAGGAAGUACUGACAGGAGAGCUGCAGAAACUCCAGAAGGACAUUGAGACUGCACGGCACAAUGAGGAUCAGCACCUGCAGGUCCUUAAAGAGUCGGAGACCCUCCUGCAGGCCAAGAAAGCUGAGCUGGAAAAUCUGAAAAGCCAGGUGUCAGGACAGCAGCAGGAGAUGGCCGUCUUGGACAGGGAGUUAGGACACAAGAAGGAAGAGCUGCAUCUCCUCCAGGAAAGCAUGGUCCAGGCCAAAGCUGACCUCCAGGAAGCACUGAGACUAGGAGAAAGCGAAGUAACUGAGAAGUGCAAUCACAUUAGGGAAGUAAAAUCUCUUCUGGAAGAACUCAGUUUUCAGAAAGGAGAACUGAAUGUCCAGAUCAGUGAAAAAAAAACUCAACUUGCACUCAUAAAGCAGGAAAUUGAAAAAGAGGAAGACAAUCUUCAGGUAGUUUUAGGGCAAAUGUCUAAACAUAAAACUGAACUAAAGAAUAUUCUGGACAUGUUGCAACUUGAAAAUAAUGAGCUGCAAGGUUUGAAGCUCCAACAUGACCAAAAGAUGUCUGAAUUAGAGAAGACUCGGGUUGAAGUGCUGGAGGAGAAACUGGAGUUAGAGAGUCUGCAGCAGGCAGCCCUGCGACAGAGAGGGGAGAUAGAGUGGCAGAAGCAGCUCCUCCAGAGGAACACACAGGAAGUAGAGCGGAUGACUGCUGAGACCCGAGCAUUACAGUCGUGUGUUGAGUCUUUGUGCAAAGAAAAGCAAGAUCUCGAAGAAAAACAGGACAGCUGGGAAAAGAAGUUGGCACAGACCAAACGGGUUCUAGCAGCUGCAGAAGAGGACAGCGAGAUGGAGCGGGCACGCUUAGAAAAGUUGGAACUGGACGCCAGGAAGCUGCAGCAGGAGUUGGACCAACGAAACAGGGAGAAGCUCUCCCUGCAUCAAGACCUGGCAGUGGUGCAGCAGCAGCUACAAGAAAAACAGGAAGCAGUAAACUCAUUACAGAAGGAACUAGCUGAUGUCCAGGAGCAUUUGGACCUAGCAGAACAGGAGGUGCUCUGCACCACCAAGCGCAAGGACGCACUGCUCAGCGAACAGACCAGGCUCGAGAAGGACGUGGGUGAAUGGACGAAGAAGUUUGAAGACUGCCAGAAAGAAGGGGAGACAAAGCAGCAACAGCUUCAAGGGCUUCAGAAGGAGAUUGAAGGAAACGAGGCGAAGCUAGCCCAACAAGAAAUGAUGUUUCAGAGACUCCAGAAAGAGCGAGAAUGUGAAGAAAAAAAGUUAGAAGCUAGUAAAGUGACUCUGAAGGAGCAGCAGCAACAGCUGGAAAAGGAAUUGAUGGAGCAGAAAGGCAAGCUGGACCAGGUGCUCGCUAAGCUCUUGGUGGCUGAGGAGCGUGUCAGGACCUUGCAGGAGGAGGGAAGGUGGAGCGAGACCCUGGAGAAGACGCUCUCCCAGACCAAGCGACAGCUUUCAGAACGGGAGCAGCAGUUACUGGCCAAGUCAGACGAGCUGCUGGCCCUGCAGAAGGAGACGGACUCCAUGAGGGCGGACUUCAGCCUCUUGCGCAACCAGUUCCUGACAGAAAGAAAGAAAGCCGAGAAGCAGGUGGCCAGCCUGAAGGAAGCCCUUAAGAUCCAGCGGAGCCAACUGGAGAAGAACCUUCUGGAGCAAAAGCAGGAGAACAGCUGCAUGCAGAGGGAGAUGGCAACCAUCGAACAGGUGGCCCAGGACAACCACGAGCGGGCCCGGCGCCUGAUGAGGGAGCUCAACCAGAUGCAGCGCGAGUACGUGGAGCUCAGGAAACAGAUGACAAACCAAAAGGAUUUGGAAAGAAGACAGAUGGAAAUCAGUGAUGCGAUGCAAGCACUUAAAUGUGAGGUGAAAGAUGAAAUCCGAACCAGCCUGAAGAAUCUCAACCAGUUUCUUCCAGAACUGCCAGCGGACCUGGAGGCCCUUCUGGAAAGGAAUGAGAACCUUGGAGGAGGCUUGGAGAGCUUGAAAGAGAAUUUCCCGUUUACCGUGAGCGACAGACCAUCAUCUUGCGAAGAGAAACUGAAUUUUGGCCAGGCUCACGUGGCGGAUGAACAGUGGCGGGGAGAGGCACUCCGGGAGAAGCUGCGCCACCGCGAGGACCGGCUCAAGGCCCAGCUGCGCCGCUGCAUGUCCAAGCAGGCCGAGGUGCUGAGCGAGGGCCGGCGGCGCACGGAGGGGACCCUGCACAGCCUGCGGCGGCAGGUGGACGCCCUGGGCGAGCUGGUCACCAGCACUUCCGGGGACUCCGCGUCCACCCGCAGUCUGUCGCGCACCGAGGGCUCGCUCGCCGAGGACGAACCGCCAGGGCCCAGCCAGAGCUCCCGGCGGCUCCCCCGAGGCCCGUCGCCGCGGCUGGACGCGCACCGACCCUGAGGACCCGGAGGACCCGGAGGCCCGGCGUCCCCUCGGAACGCUUCCUCCGCGUCCGCGGACACCAGGCUCACGGGAAGGCGCGUCCAUGCGGGAAGAGCCGCGAGCGGAACCCGGAUGCCCGGGCUGGUCUCUGGGCCUUGGAAACGUGUUGCCGUAAAAGCAGCGCCCGCGGCUGCGGACUUGAAGCCCCGAACUGGUAAACUCGGCGGCUGCCGGGCGAACUGUACUCAGGACUUUUUUCACGGACACCGUCAGAUUUUAUUUUUGGAAAUCUAUUUUCAUAUGAAAAUAAAAGAUAAAAGCGCCUGUCA
Canis lupus familiaris (dog) is the source of this 7552-nucleotide messenger RNA. RefSeq names its product centriolin (gene CNTRL). The record is from RefSeq and is a predicted model, not a curated record. Gene Ontology annotation, molecular function: protein binding. Lineage: Eukaryota; Metazoa; Chordata; Mammalia; Carnivora; Canidae.